AUGAACUAUCCAUCUAUUCAAGUAGACGGUCUUAAGGUUCUGCGAACGAUAUCUGGUGGUCCAAACGUAGUCGAAUUCAUAGCUGCUUAUCGAGAGCUGGAUCGUGUGUUCGUUGUGAUGAAUUUCUUCCCUCAUGAUGACAUUUUUAAGCGAUGUAAGAGACUCAUUGACGGUUGUGGGGUAUUGACGCCAACGCCUUCUGGCAUCCUUAAACAUCCCAAAUGCGGCUGCUCUUCGUUUUCUGAAGUGUGUGAUUCUUGCAGGGAACUACCAGUAAAGCACGUUAACAAGGCUGGAACCCCAGGUUAUCGUGCUCCGGAGGUAUUGCUGCGGUUCGACGAGCAAACAACAGAAAUUGAUGUCUUUGCUGCUGGUAUUACAAUGCUCUCAUUUCUGAUGAAGAAACAUCCUAUAUUCCGACCUUCCAACGACAUCGAAGCCCUGGCACAAAUGGCAACGUUUCUUGGGAGUUCGUCGUUAGUUCAGGCUGCUGCAGAAGGAGGUGUAACACUUCUCUGCGAUCCAUCACUUCCAGGCAUGGAUAUGGUCAAGCUUGUCAACAACUUCAGCAGGGAUAUUCGUGAGGCACAAGGUUCGACGAAAGGAUGUCGAUCAUGUAUGGUUCUCGUUUAUCAGAAUAAUUCUGGAUUCUGCUUCUGUAAGCACUCUGAAGAAGAGUCAGUCAGUCGGCUAAGAGGCUUAGAACGAGUGGCAUUUGAGGUGCUCAGGCAUAGUUUGAAUCCUAGCCCAUCACGCAGGUACUCAGCCGUUAUGCUUGCGGAUUUGAUAGGUUCUCCGGUUAAGAUGAAAGAUGAAUACCUAGAGUAA
Angiostrongylus costaricensis is the source of this 828-nucleotide messenger RNA. Lineage: Eukaryota; Metazoa; Nematoda; Chromadorea; Rhabditida; Metastrongylidae. The record is from the annotation of a GenBank genome assembly.